Eruca vesicaria subsp. sativa (arugula) is the source of this 1245-nucleotide messenger RNA. NCBI's taxonomy places the organism in Eukaryota, Viridiplantae, Streptophyta, Magnoliopsida, Brassicales, Brassicaceae. The record is from the annotation of a GenBank genome assembly.
CCUCCCCCUCGCAGGCCGCCUCACAUGGGACCCACAAGACCCAAAACCACACAUCCUCGUCCUCCCAGACAACCACGUCACGUUAACAAUCGCCGAGACCGACGCUGACUUCUCCUUUCUCUCAGGGAAAGAGCCACGUCCCGAGACAGAGAUACGUUCUUUAGUACCAGAGCUUCACUCGCUCUCUCUUCUUUCUCUCCAAGUAACACUCUUCCUCCAGAACCAAGGCUUCUCCAUCGGUGUAACAGCUCAUCACUCAGCUAUGGACGGUAAGUCAAUGUCUAUGUUUGUAAAAUCAUGGGCCCACUUAUGUAAACACGGCACCAUAGACUUAACUCCGUGUCUUGACCGUACCGUCAUCAACGUUCCCGCUUCUCUUGACGCAAGAAUCUUAAACUUUUUGGAAGACAAGAACUGUGUGAGAUCGCUUAAGCUACCUCCUGUUGUGGAGAUUAGUCCAGAGAUGGUCCGGAUCACGCUCGAGUUGACUCCGGAUAAUGUUGACAAACUCAAGGAACGAGCUAAACACGAGUCAACUCGGUCUAACCUUCACUUGUCAACGUUUGUUGUCACCAGCGCUUACCUUUGGUCGUGUUUGGUGAAAACGCGUGGAGGUGGUGACGUGGAUAGACCGGCUCGGUUUAUGUACGCUGCUGAUUUUAGGAACCGGUUGGGUGAACCGGUUCCAGAGAGUUACUUUGGGAACUGUGUGUUUCCGACAGGGUGUUUCGGACAUAGAGCGGGAGUUGUGUCGGGAGGAGAUGGUUUUGUUAAAGCGGUUGAGAUUAUAAGCGGUUCGGUUAGAGUUGUUGUUGGUUCGGGAAAUAUUGAAGGGGUUUGCGAGUUGUAUAUUGAUGGGACGAAGAGUGUUGAACCGGGUACGCAGACUGUGUCAAUUGUUGGGUCGAACCGGUUUGGGUUGUAUGAGUCGGAUUUUGGGUGGGGGAAACCGGUUAGAUGUGAGACUGUAUCUAUUGACCGGAGCGAGGCGUUUUCUAUGUCUGAGAGGAGGGAUGAGUCAGGUGGUGUGGAGAUUGGUUUGUGUUUGAAGAAGUGUGAGAUGGAUUUGUUUGUUUCUUUAUUUCAAAAUGGUUUGGAAAAUUAAAAUACUUUAUUUUUGGGUUUUGAUUCGGGUUAAAUCGGAUAAAAUGUCGCCUUAUGCACCCUUGCAAACUUUGAGGACUUGGGUUCUCAUUAAUUUUCUUAUAACUUUGAUAAUGGUUGUUAACUAAAAGUAGUAUUGUG